Molecule: messenger RNA, 639 nt
Organism: Linderina pennispora
Lineage: Eukaryota; Fungi; Kickxellomycota; Kickxellomycetes; Kickxellales; Kickxellaceae
Product: mitochondrial adenylate kinase, catalyzes the reversible synthesis of GTP and AMP from GDP and ADP
Exons: 2
Coding region: 1-639 (212 amino acids)
Biological process (GO): nucleobase-containing compound metabolic process
Cellular component (GO): mitochondrion; cytoplasm
Molecular function (GO): AMP kinase activity; ATP binding
Source: RefSeq, a predicted model, not a curated record
AUGCUUAUCCUCGGAGCACCGGGAGCCGGCAAGGGCACACAGUCGGGGCGGAUUCGCGGGUUCUACGACAUUGCGACGAUAUCGAGCGGCGAUGUGUUGCGGCGCAAUAUCGCCGAGCAGACAGCAGCGGGCAUGAAGGCCAAGGAGGCCGUGGCUCGCGGCGAACUUGUCUCUGACGCCAUUAUCGUCGAGCUGAUCCGCAGCGAACUGACCACGGUCAGCGCCAACUGGAUGCUGGACGGCUUCCCGCGCAACAUCACCCAGGCACAGGCGCUUGACCACAUGCUGACAGAGACUGAUCAGCCGCUCAACUCGGUUAUCAACCUGGCGGUGCCCGAGGAUGUCAUUCUUCAGCGCAUCGUCGAGCGGUAUGUGCACGUGCCGUCGGGCAGAGUGUACAAUCUGACGUAUAACCCGCCCAAGGUUCCGGGCCGCGACGAUGUCACCGGCGAGCCGCUGGAGCACCGCCCCGACGAUAACCCAGAGUCAUUCAAGCGCAGGCUUGACCAGUACCACCAGCUGACUGAGCCGCUGCUGGAGUACUAUGACAAGCGCGGAAUUCUGUCGACAUUUGCGGGUGCGACGUCUGAUGUCAUUUUCCCACAGAUCAGGGCGUUCCUGGACGAGCGCUUCGAGUGA